AUGGUGAUGCUGCCCCUUCUCGUCUCUGGCCUGAUGGCCUCGGUUUCCGUAGCUGGUCCUAUGGAGAUAAGGGGCGUUGAGCAUCAUUGUGCUACCCGGAGUAUCAGCCCGGAGGAGCGCGAGCUAUUUACACGGCAGAGCAACCAGCCAGAUGAUGGACAGGAGAUCAACUUGGGCUGUGUUUUGCAUUUCUGCUGCAGCCAGGGAGGGGAAUGCCCUCCGGACUCGGUCGCUGAAAAGACCGUUGAAGACAUGAACGAGCUCUUCGCAGGUGGCAAAAUCAGGUUUAACCUGCAAAACGUUUCGCGUAUCAAUGAUCCACGCUGCACUGCCGGCGUGACUGAUAACAGGUCCAUGGACCAGUUGAAGUCCCAGGUCCAUCAAGGCAAUACGAGCACUCUCAAUGUUGUCUAUGUGCCGACAAACCAGGGCGCAGGAGUCAAGGGCAUGUGCGUCGUGCCGCAACCCGGAAUGGACAUUGCCGCGGGUAUCGGCGGCGCGGACGGAUGCGUCGUCGCCAUGGACACUCUGCCCAAGGACAAUGGUGGCAACGGCGGCAACGCCGACAACGGCGGCAAUGGUCGUCCAGGAGGAAAUACAGGAAAUGCAGGAGGUAGUGGACGGCCUGGAGGGCCAUUCAGUCGACUCUUCAGUCGCCAGGGCCUCGGCGGCGGCGAUGCCCACCUAAGCGGAGCGCUCAUCACAACUAUACAUGAGACCGGCCACUGGCUUGGCGAGAAUCAUGUAGGCGGCGGUUUUCAGGGGGGGUUCUCUAGACGUCAAGGCGGCGGUAGCACCGGAAACGUUAUGGAACCUGUGUCGAUGCCAAACAAGCAGUAUUCAUUCAGUCAAGAUCAAUUUCAACGGAUGCGUCGAAUGGCAUUUGCUCGUGUGAACGCCCAAAAAGCCCCUGUGGGUGACAAUAAUCGCCCUCCAUUCGGGAACGGAGGGGAUGGCGGUGACAAUACAGGCCGCCCGGGGAAGCCCGGGAGACCCACUCAGCCCGGCCCCAAUCCCGGCUCCAAUCCCGGCCCCGGCUCCGACCGUCCUGGUCAAAACCCGCAGCGUCCUUCUCAGCCUACGCCCUUACCCGGAGACGAUGGUCAAGACUUUCCCGGGGGCAACGGCUUCCCCGGAGGCAAUAACCCAGGCUUCCCCGGCGGCAAUAACCCAGGCUUCCCCGGCGGCAAUAACCCAGGCUUCCCCGGCGGCAAUAACCCAGGCUUCCCCGGCGGCAAUAACCCAGGCUUCCCCGGCGGCAAUAACCCAGGCUCCCCCGGCGGCAAUAACCCAGGCUUCCCCGGCGGCAAUAACCCAGGCUCCCCCGGCGGCAAUAACCCAGGCUUCCCCGGCGGCAACGACCCAGCUCCCGGAGGUAUUGACCCACAAGUCUGGGAAAUUAUUAAUCAGGUCUAUGGUGCUGACACUUCUGGCCUUGAAAUCCAUCGCAUCGGUGCCCGUGCUGAGCCAGAGGCCGAAGCCGACGAGUCCGGUCUGGUGCACAUUGCCCGGCGCGAGGGGACCGAGGGUGAGGCAGACGAGUCCGGGCUGGUUCACAUUGCCCGGCGGGAUGAUGCGGGGGAACCAGAUUUCUCCGGUUUGGUCCACAUUGCUCGCAAGUAG
Molecule: messenger RNA, 1623 nt
Organism: Metarhizium acridum CQMa 102
Lineage: Eukaryota; Fungi; Ascomycota; Sordariomycetes; Hypocreales; Clavicipitaceae
Molecular function (GO): metallopeptidase activity
Source: RefSeq, a predicted model, not a curated record